Molecule: messenger RNA, 450 nt
Organism: Yamadazyma tenuis ATCC 10573
Lineage: Eukaryota; Fungi; Ascomycota; Pichiomycetes; Serinales; Debaryomycetaceae
Gene: DQD1
Product: Dqd1p
Biological process (GO): quinate catabolic process
Molecular function (GO): 3-dehydroquinate dehydratase activity
Source: RefSeq, a predicted model, not a curated record
AUGGUGAACAAAGUAUUAUUAAUCAAUGGGCCCAAUUUAAACCUCUUGGGUACCAGGGAACCCGAAAAAUAUGGUACUACGUCGUUGACAGAUAUUGAGAACGCAGCGGUAAAGCAAGCACAAGAUAAAUCUGAUGGCUCUCAAGUACUUGUCUACCAAAACAACACCGAGGGUUUCAUCAUAGAUCGCAUCCAACAAGCCCGUCUAGAAGGAGUCGGAUUUAUUGUUAUCAAUGCUGGAGCCUAUACCCAUACUUCUGUUGGAAUUCGAGAUGCUUUGUUGGCUACAGCCAUUCCAUUUAUCGAGGUUCACAUCACCAACAUCCACCAAAGAGAGCCUUUCAGACACCAUUCUUACUUGAGUGAUAAGGCCAUAGCAGUGGUGGCAGGGUUGGGUGUGUACGGCUACACUGCUUCCAUUGCCUAUGCAUUGAAUUAUCAAAACCAGUGA